Messenger RNA from Schistosoma spindalis, 2503 nucleotides. The record is from the annotation of a GenBank genome assembly. Lineage: Eukaryota; Metazoa; Platyhelminthes; Trematoda; Strigeidida; Schistosomatidae.
AUGCUGUUCUUAAUCACUCUUAAUAAAUUUCGUUGGAAACAUGUAUCCUGGAUGAUUUUCUUUCUUGAAAAUAUAUUGUUUAUUAUACAACAAAGUAUGAGUCAAAAUUGUAAUCAAAGAAUAUAUCAAAUAUUCAAUGGAAGUAUUAUUAAUACUACUACUACUAAUAUGACAAGUACAAAUGUUACACAAUUAUGUUGGUUAUCUGAUGAAAAUUUCACUUAUCUACAAUCAUUGAAUGACUGUUUGGACUUUAGUAUAGUAUGGAUAACUGAGCCACCAAAUGAAUGGCAUAUUGAUGAAAUGAUUAGACUUAGAUUUUUUGUAACUGCCUCUCCAUCAUUUUACGGACAAGCUAUACAGUUCAAUAUAUUUUCACGAAAUCCAUUAUUAAGUUCAAUUGGCGACGUAUCAUCGUUUUGUUCUGGAACAUCUUGCAAAAUAUUUCAAGUUGAAAAUACAUGUUGUUUAUGGCAUAUGAGUCUGUUUAUGAAUAGAUUAACUUCUCCCAGUGAACCCUUUUCUUUGGAUGUUUGUGAUUUCAAUAAUUUUAAUAAUAAAACUAUUCCAGUUUAUUAUGGUUCAUCAUUGAAUUCAGAAUGGAAUCUUUUAGUUCCCAUUGAUCCAGAAGAUAGGUGGAUUAAAAUGUUUCUAUCCCGUUCAACAAAUUGUUCGCUUAAGAUGAUUGACUGCGUUCCAGUAGCAAUGAAACAAGUCUACGUAGAAUUUACUGAGUUAACAAGCGAUAUGCAAAAACAACUAUGGGAAGUUAAGAAAAUGAAACAUACUAAUUUAGUGAAGCUUAUUGGGGUCACAUUUAUAUCACCUGUCUUAUCAUUGUAUACAGAGUUUUGUGAUAGAGGAAGUUUGUGUUACGUACUUCGACGUGAUUCUAUCCCGCUAAGUUGGAGUUUAAGAAUAGGUUUUUUAACUGGUCUUGCAAAUGGUUUAGCUUAUUUACAUAAUUGUCAAAUUGUACAUGGUCGAUUGAAUUCAUCAAAUUGUGUGAUUAAUGAUAAAUGGACAUGUAAAAUAACAGAUUAUGGAUUAGAUAGUUUAAUUUGGUCAAAUGAUUUUGAAAAACAUAAAACGUUUUUAGAUAAACCAGAAAAUUUGCCAUAUAUCCCACCUGAAUAUAGAGAUUAUAAAGAAACAUUAUUCGUGCCAGCAGUAGACAUAUACAGCUUUGGUACAAUCAUGUGGGAAACAGCAAGUCGUAGUGAUCCGUCUCAAGAUGACGAAUUUGUGGCAGAACCAAUGUAUAAUCACCCGGAAUUGCCGACUAAAAGAUGUUUCGAAACUGAUGUUAAAUACGAGGUUGCAACAGUACCGCCUUUUGAAGAAUACAACAAUUUGAUGCAAUCUUGCUGGAAUGAAGAUACACUGAGACCAAACUUAAAUACAAUUAUAGAAUGGUUGACUAAGAUUAAUCCAAGGAAUAUUGGAGUUGAUGCAGGUACAAUACUUACGAAAGAAUAUGCUAGAUGUCUUGAAUCUAUUAUUGAAGAUAGAACUCAAGCGCUUCGUAGUGAACAGAAAAUGGCAGACACUUUACUCAACAGUAUGUUACCAAAACAAGUUGUAGAAAUGCUUAGACAUGGUGAAAAUGUACCACCUGAAGCAUUUGAACAAUGUACAAUAUACUUUAGUGAUAUUGUUGGUUUUACCACAAUUUCAUCAAGUUCUACACCAUUUGAAGUUGUAGAAUUUCUAAACAAAUUGUACACUCAAUUUGAUGAUAUUAUUGAUCGAUACGACGUUUAUAAAGUGGAAACAAUUGGUGAUGCAUACAUGGUUGCAUCAGGUGUUCCAAGAAGAAAUGGUGAACGUCAUGCUAUAGCAAUAGCUGAUAUGUCACUUGAUCUAGUCAAUGUUUCACACAGUUUCGUAAUUCCUCACAAACCUGAUGAACCGUUAAAAAUUCGAGUUGGUUUGCAUUCAGGUCCAGUAUGUGCUGGUGUUGUUGGUUUGAAAAUGCCAAGAUAUUGUCUUUUUGGUGAUACAGUUAACACAGCAAGUCGAAUGGAAAGUACUGGCGAAGCUUACAAAAUACACUGUUCAGAAACAACACACGCUAUAUUGGAUCGACUUGGUGGUUUCACUUUUGAAAAACGUGGUACAAUAACUGUGAAAGGAAAAGGGGAUAUGCAGACAUGGUGGAUCACAGGACGUACUAGAGCUGAUUUAGCGAAAGAUUGCUGCCCAUUGCCACUGAACUGGAAAAAAAGACUGAAAAAAACAGAACCUUCAAAUCAAAAUGAGAAUCCAGAACAAAAAUAACAUUCAUACUAUUCAUGGAUUGACGAAAACUUAGGAAGAUCUUGUAAAGUGUUAUGUACCAUGUCGAAUCUUCAGAUUAUACAAGACCAUAUUAUAUAUGGUGCCGAAAAGAGUGUUAACCACAGUUCAUACAUUUUCAUCUUGAAAUCUAUAGCAAUCAUUCUCAUUUUGUCCUGAAUAAUGAAUCCUACAAAAGUAACUGGCUGUUAAAUUGUUGUCUCGG